Messenger RNA from Passer montanus (Eurasian tree sparrow), 1819 nucleotides. It is a transcript of the gene RWDD2B, whose product is annotated as RWD domain containing 2B. The transcript is spliced from 5 exons. NCBI's taxonomy places the organism in Eukaryota, Metazoa, Chordata, Aves, Passeriformes, Passeridae. Gene Ontology annotation, molecular function: protein binding. The record is from RefSeq and is a predicted model, not a curated record. Bases 200 to 1171 code for a protein of 323 amino acids.
CGGGGGGCCUCCCGUCCGUCACCCGUCGGUGCGGCGGGGCGAACAGCUUGGCGGCGCACGACUCCACCAGACGGGGCAGACGGCAACCUCUUACCUCGAUCACCGGUGGAGAGGCGGCGGUCAUGGGCUGCCAUGCGUGCUUCUGGCGCGCUGCAUUGUGGGGCCGUGACCGGGGGCGGGGUGCGGGACGCGGGCGCGCAUGCGCGGAGGCCGCUCCGGCGCUCUCCCGACCUGUGCUGUGUGCGGGCCCCGGGGCGGCGGAGCGGUGGCGGGAACAACAAAAAUGGCCAACCAAGAAGAAGCAGAGAUACAAAUUUCAGAGUUAGAUUUGCUGUCUAGCAUGUUUCCUUACGAGGAAGAGUUUGCUGUCACAGACCAGCUGGCUCUGGCUGAACUGAAACACUAUGUUGAAAAUGAGUCUGCAGAGGUGCCAUCUUCAAAAGUUCAGUUUACACUGAAUGUAAAGAAAGAGAUGCCUAAUGCCUCUAUGGUGGAAUUCUCUAUGGCCUGUGCUUUACCAUUUAAAUAUCCAACUGUUCUCCCAGAAAUUACUGUGAGGUCAUCGUUAUUAAGCCGCUCUCAGCAGAUUCUCCUAAACUCCGAUCUAAAAGCAUACUUGAUGCAAAACUUCAGUGGCGAGCCCUGCAUGCUGAGUGCGAGGGAAUGGGUUAAAGACCAUGCAGCUGGUUACAUUGACAAAGAUCUUUCAUCCUUCUCAGUGACAGCCUCAGAUGCCACGAAGUCAGAAGUCACCGUGUUCACUCGAUUGUGGAUCUACAGUCAUCACAUUUACAACAAGCAAAAAAGAAAAAAUAUUAUUGACUGGGCCAAGGAGCUCUCUCUGUCAGGGUUUUGCAUGCCAGGGAAACCAGGCGUUGUUUGUGUAGAAGGUUUACAAAGUAGUUGUGAAGAGUUCUGGUCAAGGGUAAGAAGAUUAACAUGGAAAAGAAUCCUUAUUCGGCACAGAGAAGAUGUUUCUUUGGAAGGUGGAGGACAUGCUGAGAUCCAGAAGCAACGAAAGUUUCCCACUUUAGAAGAAAAAUGUUUUGAUGCACACGGUGCUCGGGGAAAUCAUAUGGACUUGGGGCAACUAUAUAAUUUUUUAGAAGAAAAAGGAUGUGCUGACAUAUUUCAAAUGUACUUUGGGGUUGAAGGGCAUUCAAGGAGUUGAAGAUCAGCAGAGACCCCAGCAGCUACAUUUCUAAUUUAAUCAUAACAGAUUCCUUAGCUUUUCUGCAACAGUUGAUCAGAGAGGGAAUUAAUAGAUCAUGAUUCAUGUGAUGAAUCCUGAUUUCAAUAUAAACAAAUAUCCAACGAAAUCCUAAAUAAUGAAAAUGACUAUAUGAAUGCUUUGUGCACUUUCUGGUGUUAAGAAGAUUUAGGAUCCAUACCUACUUAAAAUGAAAGAAAAUGUGUUUGAUAACCUACUGGACAGUUACAGAAUUGUAGAUGGAUGAAGAGAUGGAAUAUGAUGAAUGAAUAUACAAAUAAGAAAAGACAAAAUUGCAAUGUGGGUAUCUCAGGAAUGAGAACACAAUGUUUACAUUAAUUGUUACUGUUUACAUACACUUCAUGAAAACUUCUUUUCUAAACAGUCUUCUACUUUUAACCUGAAAGUUUAGUGAGCCAUGAGAUCAUUAUUUUUUUAAAAAAAGGAACAAAGGGAGGGAGCAAGUUUACAAGAGUCUUACUCAUGCUGCCAAGAUGAGUUAGGAUGCCUACUCUAAGGCAUAAGUAUUUUCUGUAGGUAAAAGUGUGUGUGCAGGUAAGAUAGAUACCAUUGUGAAAAACGCCAAUCACUUGUUUUUGAAAUUUUAAA